GAGAAUAAACAAGAGGAAGAGAUGGAAUUGAAGCAGUUUUAUCAAUAAAAGCACAACAUCUGUGUUGUUUACUUUUUUUGUUUUAAUAACCAGUUAAUAUGUUGCUGAAAUACAGCUAUUUCCUCAUACCUGUUGGCCUUUCUGGAAAGUAACUUCAAGGUAGAUUUAACUGUGGACAGAACAUUAGCUUUGUAUUCUCGUGAGUAACUGUGGGAGAAGAUAAAUGGCACACGGCAGUUAAUAUUAUUGAUAUAAGGUUGGUCUGUGACUUGAUUUGUCACAAAUGUCUUCAAGAAAAGAGAAAUAUGCAUGCAGUUUACAGUGACUAAAUCUUUUUAUGCCUCUAUUUUCAAUCUGUAUAAAGAAAGGAGAAAAUUAUGUUUUCCCACCCUGAAAUUUAGUGGCAUCUCAUAACUAAUUUGGAAAGUAGCAUCCCUGGACAAUGCAGCACUAUAAAUAAAAGUAAAUUCUGCUUCCAGAAGUGGCCAAUGCCUGAUGGUUCAGGAAACUGUACAAUUUAAAUUUAAAAUUUACUGGUAAUUAAUAAUCAGCUCUGCAGUAGAUUGGGAAUUAUGAGAUACUUGAUUUGUAUUAGUUGUCAGUCUUAACUGUCUUCUGUCAGCUGCUCUUUCAGAUUUAUUGUACUGUUACAAAUGGAGAAAGAACUAAAUGAUCUCCUUCAGUGGAAAGAAAAAGAAGGGAAAGAGCUACGUGCUUGCCAGUUCCCGUGUUAAAAGAAAAUGCUGCAAGAUGUCAAAAAGCAACUCCAAGACAUACAUGAAAAAUUUAACAAAUUGAAAGAAGAUUUUGUCUAUAAUCUAGGAAUUUUAGGAGAGGUGACGAGUUAGAACACUAUGAUGUCACAUUCAUUAAUUUGAAAACAUCUGAAAGUGCUCAACAGGCAGAGAUCAGUGAUCUUAGAAUACAACUGGAGCAAAUGUUUGUCAAGGAAAGAAGAAAAAGAUGCAGACUUCAUUAUCACUAUCGACAACACAUUGAAGAACAUAUAUUAGACCUGGAAUGGUUUUGCAGCUCUAGGAACAAUCACAUAGAUCAUCAGCAUGAGGAGUAUGUGCAUCUAAAACAUCACAUGGAGAGAAAAAUCCAAGAACUGGAAGGAGAGUUUGCUUGUCAGAAACAGGUGAAGCUGCUGACCAGAGAACUGGAGGCUCUCAAAGAGACUGGAAUGCAAACACCAGAAUCACUGCACACAGCAGAAAUGUUUGACCUGAGACUGGAGAAAGAAAAAGAGUUCAGCGAUUUUGUUGCCGUGAAAGACGCUUGGCAUGAAGAACUAGCUCAUGCUGCCAAGGAAAAGGAUGCAAUGCCAGCUUCAGUGAAAGAAGCCCAAGUCAAACAAUUUAAAAAGUUGAAGCAGCAGAUUAGAGAACUGCAGAUGAGACAUAAAAGUCUGGAAAUUGAGCUAUGCAGAAGAGAAUGGAGUCACAGUGUUUGUUUAAGAGAGAAAGAUGCCCUUAUUAGAAAGUAUAAACAACAACUAUAUCUGGUAGCUGAGCGAGAAUGGAUUCUGGAACAGAGUAAAAUGCAAGCAGAACUGGACUGGCAGCAGCUCUGCGAGAAUGCUGAAAGUAACUGGUAUCAGAAAUCAGAGGAUCUAACACAAAGGCUGUCUUCACCAAGAGAGCAGGUUGAAGCUGAUCUACAGAAAACAGACUACAGGUUGCACAAAAUGACGACUGUUCUUUCUGCUUUGACUGUUGAGAGAGAACAGACAAUGCAAGCAUCAUAUAAUCACAGUAUUUUACCUGAAGGGGAGAAACAGAUAUUUCAGUACAACGAUAAAAGUUCUCUGAGCAAAGAUAUUCCUACCUUGGAAAUAAAAAAGCUGCAGGAGCAGAAUGCCAACCUUCGGGCUGCUAUUGCACAAAUGAGGAAAAAAAUGGAGAGUCUUGAUGAGCAGAUGCUGUCCUCUCUUCCUCUGACAGAAAACAGACAGCUCGCAGAGCAAGGUGACAACUCUUGCCACAGAACUCUAAAUUCAGUUAAGGAAGUGCAGCAGUCACGGUCACAACCUAUGAGGGCUACCCAACCCACAGGUUCAUUGAGCACAAACAAAAUGUCAGCUGGAACCACUUUGAGCAAUAUCGAAGUCAGCUCAACUGACUUGGAUCAUAUAGUAAACCCAGACACAGGAAAGGGGCCAAAUCCCAAAGUUCUUGAAGAAAAGAUGGUAGACCUUGGACAACAGUUACCUGACAUAGGUCCUGGUGUUGGUCUUCAAUAUGGUGCCAGUUGCAGUCUACAAGGAAUGCAAAAUAAACUGAAGGAAGCAGCAAGAAAAAUCUCAAUUCUGAGCCAAGAGAAGCAGCAGCUGAUUGAAAUGGGAAACAGACUCAGGGCAGAACUUGGAAUGGUAUUAAAGGAAGGACUUGGGCAUCCUGUUACCUCUAAGUGCUGCACAGUUUGUAUUAUCUGUGGUAGUCUUUUUCCAAGAGAGCUUGUCAAAAGAACACAGUGUCACCUGUCAGCUUUAAGGCAUCUACAACACAGGCUUACAACACAGGAGCUGCAGUAUGCAAAACGACAGCAUCCGUCAAGGAUCUCUUCUCUGAUUGCCUGCCCUAGCUUAAAGGAAGAAGUAGCUCUAAGCAGCUGUGGGGAAGAAACAGAAUUACCAUCCACUGAGGUUCAGCUGGAUUUCUCUAUUGAAAAUCAUGGGCCAGAGCAACGAAAAGCAGAUACAUCCUCAAAGACUGAUCGAAUUCAGCCACUCAGGCAGAGUCCUAGUCAAGUCCAGCAGGUCCAGCUUUCUUCAUCUAGAGCACAUAAUUUCUGCCAAGGUAUUUGGGAAACUUUAGAAAUGGGAUCAAGCCCUUCUAUUCUCAGUGCUCAAAAGAACACUGACCAAGUGGAGUUUGAAGUUACACGUUCAAAUGAGCAAUCUGAAGAAUCUCAGCAAAAUAUCAAAGCCAAGGAUAAACUUGAAAUGCCAGCUGCAGAUUUGACAGUCAGAGGAACCAGGCUGGAAGUUCAGCAGAAGUUAAAAUCCAGGAAUUUGUUUUGUGCUCAUCCCAUAAAACCAAAAAUCUCUUCUAACAUGCCAAAAAUCCGCAACUAUAAUAUUAAGGACUGAAUUCUUUGUUGACAGCAAAUUCCAGGUCCACACUUGCUAUUAACUUACUUUGAAAUCUAUAAAUCACAUAUAAAUAUCGUCUUCAUUAUUGUAUGUCGACUUGGGAUGUUUGCAUCCAGAAGAGAGAACAAAUGCCCUGUUUCAUACUAAAAUAAAAUAAAGGGUUAAUCUGUGUACAUACUGAGAUUACAGUCUUCACUGUUAAUACUGAUUUAUUUUAAUUAUAUAUGUUAAAUAUUGCUUGCAUCAUGGAUUUAGAAAUGCCCAGUUAAUACAUAUGUAAAGCCUUGUGCCUUUAGGCAGGGCUUGCAGGUCUUUAGCAAAUACUUUGUUGAGAAACUAGAUGUGAUUUAAGCUUAGAAGUGGGAUGCCUCAACCUACUUGUUUUCUUAUAAUUAACGAUGCAACCGUUAAUCCUGUGCAGCUAUCUUUCUACUUGAAAGAAAGGAGUUUGAAAAGAUUACACCUCAGUCUGUAUUGUUUCUCAUCUUCUGUAGCUCUUUACACUUGUUCAGACAGCAUGAAAGUGUAUAAAAUUAAACUUCUGUUGUCACACCAGUAAUUUUAUUUUUCUUUAACAAGAGAGUGCAUAGAGUUUAAAGCAGUGAAAAACAUGUUCAUUAGCAACACUUAGAGUCAUACAGAAGCAUUGUAAAAAAUGUCUUACAACAGAUGAAACUAAAAGAAAACUUGAAUGAGUUGUGAUAUAAUGAGGGAUAUCUGUAUAGUUAUGAACACACCAGGACAUUGAAACAAUUGGUGUGUUUUCGUAACAUUUCCAGUAAUGCUGAGUUAUCUUGGGAUAUUACAGUGAUGAACUUUACUAUAAGUAAAGGAAAUAUAUGUGAAAAACUCAAGAAAAACCUUUUUUUACUGUGAGGAUGGUCAAGCACUGGAACAGAUUGCCCAGAGAUGUUACGGAGUCUCCAUCUGUGGAGAUACUCAAAACCCAACUAGAUGUAGUUCUGGGCAACCUGUUCCAGCUGACCAUCCUUGAACAGAGAUUGGACUAGGUGAUCUCAAGAGGUUCCUUCCAACCUAACUGAUUCUGUGAUUCUGUGAGUGAUAUCACUGAAGUGAGUGAUACUUCUCAGUUGCUGCUAAAAACAUAUAAAAGCUAAACAGGAUUAAUGAAGGAAAAGCACUACUUACCAAUGAGUGGGUUUUUUUCUGGAGUGCUUUUGUUUUUAGAAAUGCUUUCCUGGUACUCUUUGCAAACAGCUGCUCUCUUUGUCAUAUGACAAUGUGAUAGUAAUAAUUUUGAGAAUUUGAAUAUUUUUCUACUCACUGCUGAAAAUGUUUUGCUUUAGCGCAAAGAUUCUAUGAUAUUGUAAUCAGAUGCUAAAUCUGCAAUAAAUUUCAUUGAGA
Messenger RNA from Grus americana (Whooping crane), 4462 nucleotides. RefSeq names its product coiled-coil domain containing 57 (gene CCDC57). NCBI's taxonomy places the organism in Eukaryota, Metazoa, Chordata, Aves, Gruiformes, Gruidae. The coding region runs from base 938 to 3094 and encodes 718 amino acids. The transcript is spliced from 13 exons. The record is from RefSeq and is a predicted model, not a curated record.